Telopea speciosissima is the source of this 1461-nucleotide messenger RNA. RefSeq names its product 5-amino-6-(5-phospho-D-ribitylamino)uracil phosphatase, chloroplastic. The transcript is spliced from 11 exons. Bases 176 to 1309 code for a protein of 377 amino acids. Lineage: Eukaryota; Viridiplantae; Streptophyta; Magnoliopsida; Proteales; Proteaceae. The record is from RefSeq and is a predicted model, not a curated record.
AGGUUGAGGUCUCCCGUUGUAGUUGGGAGUCUCUGGAAUGCUUCCAUUUGUGGUAGAAAUGCCUUCUUCAGAGACUGCUGUCGCUCGCCCCUUGCCCGUUACCAGAUCCCCCAAAACACCCAUAUAAGAAAUAGGGAAAAUUUUAUUUUUUGUUUCUUUAUAAACCAAUCCAUCUAUGUGUGGGUGCUUGAACGAGCUUCCUAGUGCCCUCUCCAUUGUCUCCAUGGACUUCAGCAUGAGAAGUUCUUCUUUGCUUCCUCCUCCGACCUUCGGUAUUCGAGUAUCACACUUUCCUACAAAGCUUAGGUUACAGGGAUUGAAGCGCCUAAACCCAGUGAAGCAUUUAAUUAUCAACAGCGCAUGUGGGUCUGAUGAAAAUGGUUCAAAGAAUGGAUUCCCGAUUAUACCCAACCAGAUUUUCAUGGAGGAGUCUCAGGCUAUAGGAGCCGAGUACGGGGAAGGUUUUGAGACUUUUAGAUUAGACGGCCCUCUAAAAGUUGAUGUGGAUUUUCUGAAUGAAAAAUUGCAAGAAGGUUUCCUGCAGAAGAUUCGCUACACUAUGAAGCCGGAUGAAGCUUUUGGUCUUAUUUUCUCUUGGGACAAUGUUGUGGCUGAUACUCGAGCCCUGAAGCUGAACACUUGGAAACAACUUGCCUUUGAAGAGGGACAGGAGAUUCCUGAGGACAGUGAUGUGCAAAAAUCGUUGCUUUAUGCUGGCGCUGACCAUGUAUUGCUAAAGGUUUUGCUAUGGGAGAAAGCAAAAAGUGAAUUGGAUAGAUUGAAAUCAAGGCUUUCACAAUUAUAUUAUGAGAAUCUUCUUGAAUUUACCAAACCCAUCGAGGGAUUGGAGGAAUGGCUUGAUGCUGUCUCUACUGCUCGUAUCCCUUGUGCUGCUGUUUCAUAUCUUGACAGGAUAAAUUUGGUUGAAGUUUUGCAGCAAAUGGGCCUUAAGAAAUAUUUCCAGGCAAUUGUAAGUGAGGAAGAUGGAAUGGAGUCAAUGGCUCAUAGAUUCCUCUCUGCUGCUGUAAAGUUGGACCGGAAGCCAUCCAAGUGUGUGGUGUUUGAGGAUGACCCAAGAGGCAUAACUGCUGCUCACAACUGUACAAUGAUGGCUGUGGGAUUGAUUGGUUCUCACCCUGCGUAUGAGUUGGUUCAAGCUGAUCUUGCAGUUGCCAGUUUUAGUGAACUUUCGGUGAUCAAUCUUCGAAGAUUAUUUGCUCACAAGGGCUCUACAUUCAUGGAUCUACAGAAGCAGGUUAUAGAGAAAAAUCCACCUAAGAGAAAGCUAACCAUUGACACCAUUUUCUGAUUCAGUUUCAUAGACCUCAUCCUAUAAAACCUUGUAAUUAAGUAGCUGGCAGGUGUACAUUGUACAAAGCCUUUUGUCAAGCUUUCAGUUUUCGCAUUGUAAUUAAAUCAGUUAAAAUAGAUCAAUGUGAAUACCCUUUCAUUAGUUUUGUA